GGAAAUUUGCUGGAACACCGGAAGUGACGCAGUAGGUGUGCGUCUUCGUGCUGCCAGCGGUCGUGCAGGAUGGCGCUUAGCUCGCUGUACCGGUCUCUGUUCCGCCGGACAUCCACCUUCACGCUGACCAUCGUGCUCGGGGCCGUGCUGUUCGAGCGGGCCUUCGACCAGGGAGCGGAUGCUUUUUACAGUCACCUAAACCAAGGGAAAUUAUGGGAACACAUCAAACACAAAUAUGAGCAAGAAGAAUAACGUUGCAGUGACAAGUGUACGGAUCCUCAUGUACUGAACUGCAUGUGCCUGCUGUUCAAACAAGUAUGGCAGAGAGAUUGAAAAUUACAGACUUGAUUCCUGCAUCUUGGCGGAUGUCUUCUUUUGUGUAUUUAUCGUGCUUAAACUAUACACCUGUUUAAUAAAAUACAUUUUAAA
This is a messenger RNA of Pelobates fuscus (common spadefoot toad), 429 nucleotides long. Its product is annotated as cytochrome b-c1 complex subunit 9. The record is from RefSeq and is a predicted model, not a curated record. Gene Ontology annotation, biological process: mitochondrial electron transport, ubiquinol to cytochrome c. Bases 70 to 252 code for a protein of 60 amino acids. The transcript is spliced from 2 exons. Lineage: Eukaryota; Metazoa; Chordata; Amphibia; Anura; Pelobatidae.